This is a messenger RNA of Mugil cephalus (flathead mullet), 3482 nucleotides long. RefSeq names its product protein phosphatase 1, regulatory (inhibitor) subunit 2 (gene ppp1r2). NCBI's taxonomy places the organism in Eukaryota, Metazoa, Chordata, Actinopteri, Mugiliformes, Mugilidae. The transcript has 6 exons. The record is from RefSeq and is a predicted model, not a curated record. The coding region runs from base 240 to 887 and encodes 215 amino acids. Gene Ontology annotation, biological process: regulation of signal transduction. Gene Ontology annotation, molecular function: protein phosphatase inhibitor activity.
CGCGCCGUUCCCCCACUGCUCCUCCAGGCAGUGAACACUCGGAUAGAGCUUGCAUGUGAGACCUCCGGUGGACGUAGGGUCCUGUCUAGAUUGUAUGUCAUUCAGUUAUGACGGAGAACCUUCUUUAAACAGAUCCGCGUUUUUGCUAACUGAGAAGCUGAAAUCACAGCAUCAGAAAUUACUUUGAGUACAAAUAGGCGAAAGCCAUCUGGUGUGACAGGCACCCAGUGUGUGCGGGAAUGGCAGCUCCCCGACCGAUAAAAGGCAUCCUGAAAAACAAGGACAGCGGUACAAACGUCAAAUCGCUGCCCAACGAGGCAACGGUAGAGAAUAAUGAACAAGCCCCUGGACUCUCGGAGGAUGAACAACAAAAGAAAUCUCAAAAAUGGGACGAAAUGAACAUUUUGGCCACAUACCAUCCGGCUGAUAAAGAUUAUGGCCUAAUGAAGAUAGAUGAACCCAGCACACCGUACAACAGAAUGGUUGGGGAUGACGAUGAUGAUGGGGCGCUGAGCGACUUGGAUGACCAAAGCGGGCUUGCAGCGGAUGACCUGGCAUCAAAGCUGGUGGCAGCAGAGAGCUCAGAGCCUCGCUUCAUGAAAGAAGAAGAGGAAGAGGAGAGCAGCGAGGAGGAGGAAGAGGAGCUGACUCCUGAAGAACAAGCCAAAAAAAAGCAUUUUCAGAUGAUGAGGAAGAUGCACUAUAACGAGGGCCUGAACAUCAAGCUGGCCCGUCAGCUCAUUGCCAGUGAGCUGGAAGAUGAUGAAGAUGCAGAUGAAGAGAUGAGGGACGACACAGAGGAGCCGAGGGAGGACGCAGAGGAGACGGAGGAAACGGAGGAGAUCAGUGUUGACCCGCCACAAGAAGCUGAUUGUCUUGACUCGUAGGUGAGGCCUUCCUCCCAUCUACAGCCCCAUGUUUCAGUUCAAGAUCCACAUAGACAAUGCCACUGAGCUCCGUGUUUUAACACUGAGCCAUAAAGCAAACACCGCAUCACCACCCAUGACAACAAAUCCCAACAGCCAAUAUCUUCCCAGCCAGCUGUCUCUCUACUCUUCCUUAGAACUGUGCAAUGUAACUUUCAAUCGCACUGGUUUUCAGCUUCAAGAAUCCAUACAACACACAAGUAAAGACUGUUUCCUCCCCCUCUUGUUGCCAAGAAUUUCCUCUUCCCACUUGCUCUGGACAGGCUUUGCACUGAAGAAUAGAUAAUACUCUGACCCUGAAAGGAGGAUCAAGACCUUUUUUUAAAGAAAAAAAAAACAAAAAAACUGUUGGAUGACCAGGACUGCCAUCUGGCCACUGCAUAGUUCUCCCCCUGACCACAGAGCUGGCACAUCAGCCCUGAAAGAGGCCUGGGGAAAUUCCAAGGCCUCAAUUAAAAGGCACAUGAGAAGAUGAUGCUUUUACUGGGUGUACUUCCAUGGCUUUUAUUUUUGUUUUGCUUUUUGACCCACCGCUCUGUCACAUUUUCUUAAGUACUUUUUGUUUGGAUGUCUGUUUUUAACCACAUUCAUAUCUUCAUGAGCGAUUGAUUACCUGCUAAUGCUGUUCUAUGAAAAGAUGAUCACUUCAUGUGGCAUCAUGAUAUUAGUCUAAAGUUGUAUUAUUAAAAAAAAUUGCAUUACGGUCGACAAUAUUUACUGCUAAUAAAUACUUGUAUUCAGCAGUGCAGUGGUUCUCAAACUGGGGAGGCUGGGAGUGUGGGGGAAUACUGUAUAUAACCAUCAGAAAUAACUGGAUGGAAUGAGGUCAGGCAGACCGUAGUUGCAUGAGUAAGAUUCAUGUGCAGAUAAACCAAUGAGUUACAUUUAGGCUAACCUCAAACCUUUAGUCUAUUUCAAUAAAAUGAACUACUUUGGUCAUAGUUCAUCAAAAUGAAAUAUGUCUUUGUUGAAGUGGGGAUGCCAGAGUUUGAGAACCACUGUCUCACCAUGAUGCUUGCCAACUAAAUAGAUUCAAUGAUAUUAUAUCUACUCCCUCUUUGCAAACAAGAACACUACAUCAAACCUCAUUUUAAUUUGAAUUUAUACCUCGGAGCUAUAAAUUGUCGAUCAAGAGGUACUUUUUCAGUAAAUAUCUUUCAAAAUAUUCACUUUUUUGCUCCUACAUUUGCUCCUAGAUUAUUUCAUGAAAGGUGAUGGCAAGACCGGCCAGUUAUCCAUUUAUAAAAGUUAUAUUGGGCACUUAAGGUGUUUUAGUUCUGUAAGAUAAAUAGGAGGAACAGUAUUGACACCAUGCUGCUGACCUAUAGAACGUGCUACUGAUCAACAGGACAUUGUCUUUUAUGGGAAAAAGGUUUGUAACCAAUUUCAGCUUUAAGCACCAUGUUCUGAUGUAGAUCUGAGAAAAAUCCACAACUCACUGUGCUCUUCCUUAGAAAAUGUGUUUAUUAGAUUGCUCAUCACAUCAGAGCUUCACCAGACAUAAAUUAUAAAUUAUUUGGAGGAAGGUACUAUCAUGUAGUUUGUGUUUAAGUUCCUUACACUUUAAUGUCUAAUCUGUUGUAUGAUGCAGCAGUUAUUGAUGCUACUGACUUUAAUUAAAGAAGAAGUUGGAGAUGGCUUUUUGAGGAUUUUUUUUUUUUUUUUUAACUGUUUGGUGUCAACAAGAUCCUAGUCUUAAAUAUUUGUCAGGUCAACUGAGGAAAGAAAGACACUCCUCCUGGUCCCUGUGCGUUGCCUGUGAGCUGCUGGACUUGACUGCGUACUCUAUGAUUUCACUUGGAAAACACGAGUAAACAAAGAGGAGAAAAAUUAAAUGACGGCCACACAGCAAUCAUACUGAUGGUCUUGUGUUGUGAUUUCUUAAUUUUCUUCUGACCCUUUAAUUCCUCACUGUGAUCUAACGUGUUAAGCGUUGUACUACAAAUUGACUGGUAUGACUUCUACCAAUGUCCCAUCGCAGUUUGCUUUCUUUGGAAUAUUUGGUGGUGUUUUCUCUCCAUGUGUUGAAAGAAACAAAUAAUAUUUGUAGUGACAAGACAAAGCAUCCAAUCAUUUAGACUAUCUCUGAGAAACAGUAAUAUUUCUGUGUCAGAGCUUAUGUCCAUUUAUUUUGAUCGCUGAAUUGAUAAGCAGACAGAAAUGUUUUUGGCCUAAGACAAAAAGGAAAAGUUCGGUCAAAACGUGACUGAAAUGAUCACCCUGUAGGGUAAUCUGUCAAAUGUGCCUCUUAUAUAUUUAUGUACAUGUGUGUGAAACAGGCAGGCUAUGCUCCAUGUUGCUGUUGGUUGUGCCGUUUUAUUGCCUUAUGUCUCGCUUUUUGUUUCACACCAUCUGGUUGGGUUUGUUUUCUAAGGAUGAUAGACUGUUAAGCAGCCCUACUGACUCUGCACUGUAUGUGUGUUUCGAAAAUGACGUGGUAUGUCCAUGUUUUCUGUUUGUUUGUUGGUUUGUUGGUUUUUUGUAUUUCCAGUUUGCAUGUCCUUAAUCACCAGAUUGUGUAUUUUAUUUUGUCAUUAAAGUGAUGUUGGAGCAGUA